Messenger RNA from Colletotrichum destructivum, 573 nucleotides. RefSeq lists its product as uncharacterized. Bases 1 to 573 code for a protein of 190 amino acids. The record is from RefSeq and is a predicted model, not a curated record. The transcript is spliced from 3 exons. NCBI's taxonomy places the organism in Eukaryota, Fungi, Ascomycota, Sordariomycetes, Glomerellales, Glomerellaceae.
AUGUCCCUGAGCUACUGGAACAAUACGAGCAGCAACAAAUCCGACCCCUAUUUCUUUGACUACUACACGGCACCGAGCGAGAACGCCGCGGAGUUCCUGCAGAUGAGUACCUACCUACAACGACCGAUCGUGGACCAGGAAAACACCUUUGAAACCAUCGAGAUCGACGAAGUCGGACAAGUGGCUCGGGGGGACUUCGUCUUGAAGCAAAGCUCGGGAGCCAUGGUGCCUCCGUUUUCCAUGAACAAACUCGCUCCGACCGGCAACUACACGUACAUCGCGCACGCGAUUUUCAGGGAACACCUGGCCGACGCCUUCACGUCCGUGUAUCUCAACAGCAGCGAGCCCGUCCAGGACUGCGAAGCAUUCACCCCGGUUCUCGUUGCAUGCGAUACGAGACUCACUACACCGACGGAGAUGGUCUACAGGGACGGGAUGCAGCUGCCCACCAUCAAAAACCGCGAGUUCCUGGCCCCCCGUCAUCGACACCUGGUGCAGGGUCGUCUACACCAACACUCAAAAAUACAACAUGACCAGUGGUCAAAAGACAAAACAGUGAUAUCGUGGACUUGA